AUGAAGUUCAUGAAGGUCGGCCGUGUGGCCAUCAUCACCCGUGGCCGUUACGCCGGUAAGAAGGUCGUCAUUGUCCAGCCUCAGGACUCUGGCUCCAAGGCCCACCCCUUCCCUUUCGCCAUUGUCGCCGGUAUCGAGCGUUACCCCCUCAAGGUCACCCGCCGCAUGGGUAAGAAGCUUGUCGACCGCCGCUCCAAGAUCAAGCCUUUCAUCAAGGUCGUCAACUACAACCACCUGAUGCCCACCCGUUACACUCUGGAGCUCGAGGGCCUCAAGGGUGUCGUCUCCCAGGACACCUUCAAGGAGGUCUCUCAGCGCGAGGACGCCAAGAAGACUAUCAAGAAGGCCCUCGAGGACCGCUACACUUCCGGCAAGAACCGCUGGUUCUUCACUGCUCUGCGCUUCUAA
This is a messenger RNA of Penicillium waksmanii, 408 nucleotides long. Its product is annotated as 60S ribosomal protein eL27. Gene Ontology annotation, biological process: translation. NCBI's taxonomy places the organism in Eukaryota, Fungi, Ascomycota, Eurotiomycetes, Eurotiales, Aspergillaceae. The coding region runs from base 1 to 408 and encodes 135 amino acids. The record is from RefSeq and is a predicted model, not a curated record. Gene Ontology annotation, molecular function: structural constituent of ribosome. The transcript has 4 exons. Gene Ontology annotation, cellular component: cytosolic large ribosomal subunit; ribosome.